Messenger RNA from Oryzias melastigma (Indian medaka), 4467 nucleotides. Its product is annotated as rho guanine nucleotide exchange factor 26. The transcript has 15 exons. The record is from RefSeq and is a predicted model, not a curated record. The coding region runs from base 533 to 3289 and encodes 918 amino acids. Gene Ontology annotation, biological process: activation of GTPase activity. NCBI's taxonomy places the organism in Eukaryota, Metazoa, Chordata, Actinopteri, Beloniformes, Adrianichthyidae. Gene Ontology annotation, molecular function: guanyl-nucleotide exchange factor activity; protein binding.
AUUUUUAAACCUAUUUGCACCAAUAAUAAUAAUAAUAAUAAUAGCCUAUAAAUAAAUAAAAAAAACAAUGAGGUGAAAAGUUUGUUUUAAUUUGAUACAUAAAAAAAAGUUUUCUUUUGACGCAUCACUUCUUGCCUAAAGGUUGCAGCAAUUUCCCCCUAGUUGGGUCUUAUAAAUAAGUAGCUGCUGUUUGCCUCCCUCUUCUCCACAGCCCUAUUCUCCUCCUCCUCCCCCCUUCCUCCUUCCUCCUCCUCCUCCUCUGGUCAUAGAAGCUCCUCUGCGCGCUCAGCUGCGCACAGACGCGUAAAGCCAGCUGGAGUUCCCACGAGUCUCCAGUUGAUCAGAAACUCAAUAAACUUCUGAUCCAGUUCUCUAUUAUAGGUAUUUGGAUUAAUCAAUUGUCUAGAGGAGUUUCUUCUAUGACCGUUCGGAUCCUGGAAACGCAGAUCCACAGAUUGAAGUCCCAGGGGUUAACAUUUACUGUCGUCAGGUGUUUCCUCAUAAAAGAAAAAGACCCACGAAUGCAACAACCAUGGAUGUUGGCAACGAUGUAGAUUUGUCCAACAACAACAUCACACCUCUGUGGAAACCGCACAGCAGCAAACUCCCCCAGAACUUGAACAAAACCAGACAACGACCUAUCAGUUACCACCACAAUGGCGUGACGACUUCUGACUUCCACUUGGAGAACGUGGACUGCUCCUUUACUCCCAACCAGCCAGCUGAGAGUUUGAACAGAGUCACCCUAACUCAUGUCCUCCAAAAACCCUCCAAGAAGAGCAGAAUCGUCCGGAGCUUAAGCAGCGGACGCCGCACCAAAAAACAUGUCCCCAUGUCCAAAGUUAGGACUGAGGACAACAGAAGAACCUCUAAUGGAGACAAUGGCGUGGAGAAGGCUAAGAAUGGACAAGCUGUGUGGUUUGAAAGGCGUCUUCAGGACAACCAGAGGAGUCCGAUCAAGGAUGACACCGACUCAGCCUCAAUGUCUCCUCAGACACCUGAAAACCACCAAGAUUUGUUCUCGUCGAGCCCUUCUCCGCUGUCGCAUCUGCCCCUCACGCCCUCUCACAGCUCCACCUCCAGCAUCCCCUCGCUCCUGUCCCUGAACUCCUCAGAUCCUCCAACCCCACGCUCCUCAUCCCCAACUGACAGGGCCCAAACGCCAAUCAGACAGUCGCCAAUGUCCCUCUCACCCUCAUGCAGCACAAAGCAAUCCUCUACAUCUUCCUCAAUCUCCCCAUCACCUUCCCCCUCUGCCUCUCCCGCUACCCCCGUUGUCCUCAGCACCCACAGUCCAGCCGCUCUGAAGAUGGGCACCCAGCAGCUCAUUCCCAAAGGUUUAGCCUCUGAAAGUCGGCACAGUAAGCCGCCCGGGACACAAGGUCAGGGUUUAGCGGGACUGCUGGGCGUGGACCACUCCAAAAGAUCAGUGAAAGCUCUCAGUAUGGUGGAAACGGGGCCCUACUUCUCCACAGGCUCAGGCCAUGGUGAACACGCAGACGAGGAUAAUGACAGUCCAGGAGCUCUACGGAGAGGCUUGAGGAGCACGUCCUACAGGAAGGCGGUCGUGAGUAGCGUGGACAUGGACGACUCGAUGCUGAUGAAGCCCAUCCAAAGCCUCACAUUAAGUCCAGUCCAGUCAGCACAGAGCCCAACUAUUCCCAGCAGUCCGGAUUCAGUCAAGACUUUGAGUCCUGGGACUCCAAAAUCCUUGAGUCCCAGAACUUUAAAGCCCUCAAGUCCUGGGAUGGAAAACCAGAAAAGUGGCGGGAUGGUCAAAAGUCCAGAUAAGAAAAAAGUCUUGGUCUCUCAGCCGACUUUUGACAGCGAAGAAGAGGAGCUGUAUCAGAACUACAAGGAGAAAGCUUUACACAACGACUCGGACGAGGAUGCUGAUGCCCGAGAAAUCAAACCUGAUGAUGGCAUCGUGGUGCAGUACAGACCCUUGCGUACCACCUGGAGCCAACUCACUGUGGUGAAAAAAAGUGGUUUGUCUGACAAGGUGAGCCAAGAGGAACGCAAAAGACAAGAGGCCAUUUUUGAGCUCAUCUCGUCGGAGCACUCUUACUUCCACAGCCUGGAGAUCCUAAUCCGUCUCUUCAAGGACUCGGCAGAGCUCAGAGAGACCAUGACCAAAAUGCAGCACCACCAUCUCUUCUCCAACAUCUCAGACGUCUGUGAGGCCAGCAAGAAGUUUUUUAAGGAACUGGAGGAAAGACACGAAAUGAACAUAGUCAUUGAUGACAUCAGCGACAUUGUUUGCAAGCAUGCCGAGUCCAACUUUGACCCCUUUAUCACCUACUGCUCCAAUGAGGUCUACCAGCAGAGAACACUACAGAAGUUGGUUUCCACAAAUCCAGUUUUUAAGGAGGUAUUGACCAAGAUAGAGGCCCACCCAGACUGCAGGAACCUCCCGAUGAUCUCCUUCCUCAUCCUGCCCAUGCAGCGGAUCACCCGCCUGCCUCUGCUCUUGGACACUAUUUGUCAGAAGACACCCAAAAACUCCAAGCAGUACGAGGACUGCAAGACUGCUUUACAAGAAAUCAGCAAGGUGGUGCGAAAGUGUAAUGAAGGAGCCCGGACGAUGGAGCGAACGGAAAUGUUGUGCACCAUCAACUCUCAGCUGGAGUUUAAGAUCAAGCCGUUCCCUUUGAUCUCAAGCUCCAGAUGGAUGGUAAAGAGAGGGGAGCUGACCUCUUUGGUGGAGGGCGCCUUCCUGAAGCGAACAUCACGGCAGCACGUUUAUCUCUUCCUCUUCAAUGAUGUUCUCAUCAUCACCAGGAAGAAGAGCGAGGACAGUUACUCUGUGGUCGACUACGCUCUAAGAGAUGAGAUCUCCGUUAGCCUUUAUCAGCCCGAUGACCUCAAACCUAUGCUGAGCCCGCGGCCGUCCUCCAAUCACCUCUUCCAUCUGUGCUUCGAGCGCAACCACUCCGGCGAAAGGAUACAGAGGAUCCUCGGGACCGAGUCUCUGAACGAGCGUGCUCGAUGGAUCAGCGUUCUGGGUCAGAACCCCAAUAACAAGAAGGAUCAAGACAAAAGCAAUGCCAUCCAGGUGGAGGUGAUCAGGACAUACACAGCCAGGCAGCCAGAUGAACUGUCUCUGCAGGUGGCCGACGUGGUUCUGGUGUCACAGACUGUGGAUGGUUGGCAUGAAGGAGAGCGUCUGCGCGACGGCGAGCGGGGAUGGUUUCUGGCCGAGUGCGCCGUUCAGAUCACGUGCCCGGCCACCAUCGAACGCAACAUGCAGCGGAUGAAUCGCCUGCAGGGGCUGGAAACCAAUGUGUGAUGGGCUAACGAGGCGACGGUGUAAACAAGGAGAACGGUGACGCCCCGACACGUCGAUGACCCCGAUUCUGAAGUCAGUUCAGCGGCCACGCCAGGCUACCAGACAAAUCUAAAUCCAACAGAAUGACAAAGAGGAAGCCGUCACCCUGCUUAGCCGCACUUAACACGAGUUCUUUCAACCGUUCAGAGGACGGAAGGUUUCCUGCAUCGCUGAUCGCUCCACGCCGGUUUGAUCUUUCAGGUCCAUUAAUCUGUCGGGAAACUUCACACUUCCAGCCAAAGAUGCUGCUUUCAGCACCCUGCCACUUAACAAAAACUGACCGUGUGAAAUUGUAACCCUUUUUUUUUAAUACAAGUGUGCAUCCAGAGGCGCUAUAGGACGUAAAACGGGCCAAUUAGAGCAGAAAAGAACAUCAUCCGUGUCCUAAUGAGGCUCAGGUCGAGAGGGAGAGCUUUACUCCAACCAAUAAGUUCGACUUCCUGCAUUGUAUGAAGUCGAUUGUGAAUAAGACAUGUCUGAGUGGACAAUAUUGCAGCCGUCUGAGAGGAGCGAUCUCUCCCGCCGUCCUCGGGUUAAGCAGAGGGGGCCGAAUGUCGGUCCUCGGCCUCGCUGUUAGUAAUGGCCCAUCAUGAAUCACACUCCACAUCUGUGUCACCAGAGCCAUUAUUCUCUCCAUCACUUCAGUAAGAGAGAUCGAGGGGGAAAAAAAAAAAAGGCAAACACUUGGCAGUGACCAGAGGUGGCUCCGUGCCUCUUUAGGAUUUAUAUUUGCGAUGCUCUAGAAAUUAAUGCCUGCGCUGAUGGUGGGACCGGCGGAGACGAGCGACCCCGCCUGGCCCCGCUUUUAAUGUGAUUGUCCAGAGUGAGUCAUCUUUAAAGCGUUUCCCAGAUAAAGGAAAUGAAUGGCUUUGUCAGGGCGUGGUGAUAAUGCCAUCUAUCAAACCCACUUCUCUGGAGCUGACCCAGAUGAUGAGCGCCGGAUUGGAGGAGCGCUUUGUGGACUCCGCAUUUUUGUACUCAGGGAAAACGGCCCGUCCGAGCAUGACAUCGUCUUGUAAGAAUUGUAAAUCUUGCGUGUAGAUAAGUAAAAUGUGCAUGUUUUAUGUUAAUACAGAUUUAUAUCAAAUCCUGUAAAUAGAAAAAUUGAUGUUUGUUAAUAAAAGCUUCAUUGCUUGGCA